GGGGACCAUGAAUGUGACUCCAUUCAGUUUAGAAUUACUUGGAGGGUUUCCCAGGAACUUCUCCCUAUUCCCUCCCAGUAGCAACCAGAGCUUUUGGGAGACUGUCCAUUUAAACAUCAACCUGCUGUUCUCGGGUUAUGAACCCACCACCAUUGUCUUGGGGGUGAUCUACACUCUGUCCUUCAUCACUGGGUUAGUGGGCAAUGUCAUGGCUUUGAGGGCGCUGACCAGGAAGCGGAGAAACCGACUGGCCGGCGCCGCCGCUACCCGCAGUCUGCUGGUCAACCUGGCGACCUGUGAUAUGAUGGUGGUGUGUAUCUGCAUGCCCGUGACUCUGGGUCAUCAGGUCUACAACGCCUGGGUGUUUGGGGACUUCAUGUGCAGGGCCGUUCCGUUUGUCCAGGCGGUUGCAGUCUCCGCCAGCGUCUUAAGCCUGGCGGUGAUAAGCCUGAACCGUUACUACAGUGUGCACAGCCCCCUGCACGCCAGGGCGUUCUUCACCUGGAGAAGGAUCUGCUACAUGAUCGCCGGGGUCUGGCUUCUAUCGUCCGGCCUCUGCAUGCCUCUCAUCUUCAUGAAUCAGACCGAAGAGCUGGUGCUGCUGGACGGCAGGCUGACCAUCCCGGUGUGCACAGAGAGCUGGUCCUCGCUGACGCUCAGGCAGGGCUAUAACUUCCUGCUGUUCUGCGCUCUCUAUGGCUUCCCGGUGCUCUUCAACCUCCUCAUCUGCUUCCUGACCGCCCGGCGUCUCUGGAGUAACCAGGACCGAUUCCAGGAGGGGAACAAGAGGCAGCUGGUAGGCAGCAGCUCCCGUCUGAAGACCCGCAAGAAGAUUGUCAAGAUGGUAGUGGCCCUGGUUCUCCUCUUCACCUUGUCCUGGCUGCCCUUCUACGUGAUUGACAUCUGGAUUGACUUCAGCGUUCCCAAUGCCCAGCCAGACGGUGCCCACCAGGACUGGGUCCUUCACGUCAGGUCCUUUGCCCAGUGGUUAGGUCUCACCAACUCCAGCCUCAACCCGCUGUGCUACUGCUUCAUGGGCAACCUCUGCAGGUCUGUGAAGAGGAUCAAGAAAAGCUACAGGGAGCGAAUCUCUUCCGCCCUCAACCUGAACGUGUCUCAGACUCCAUCCAACUCCUCGAUGCUGCUGGGUUACCGAGCUGCCAAUGACAUCCCCAAAACUGACUUCACCAACUGGACAGGAGGCCCAACCCUCACCAAAGGCGAAAGUGGAUCUUCUGGAACUAUUUGCGAGACAGCCUUCGAAUGAGCCCUGGAAACCUUUAACUGUAGUGAACUUGUUCAGACAUGAGAUACUCCAGUGCUCUUUACCAGACCCACUUUAUCCCGAGUUUGCACUCCGUCAAGUAAUCAGGAGUAUGAUUUCUGUGAAGUUGUUUCGGUCCCUGCUCCUACACACACACACACACAAAAACUUACCUCUUCCUGCAAUUUUCCUUUGAAACGGGCGGGAGCGCUAUUGAUGGGUCAAUAUUCAGUCCCGGGGUUAUUCCUGCCUCGUUCAGGAGUCGGCGUGCAUCAUGUAUCAUAAGCCCUCAGAUCAAAAGAGAAGUGGGAUCCAAGGACAAGUGCCCCUCCCUGCGAUGCGAAGGGUAUGAUUCUAUGACUCUAUGAUUAAGACUGAACCAGCUGCCACCUCAAGGAAAAUCGCCACCUAUUAAAUAUAGGCAGAUGGUAAAAUGAAAUUACAGCAUUGUAAUGGACGGAGAAAAUAUGGAGUGUAGAUAAUCAUUGAAAAUAAAAGAAGUAAUAACAUUCUGAUUAAGUCACUCGGGCAUAGCCCCAAGGUGUUGCUUUCUGACUUUGCAUGAUACAAUAGUCUUCCAGGUUUACUAUUCGGAGCUUUGGAUAUUUUAUAGCAUUAAACAGUAACACGAUAAUAGUGUUGAGGUUCUGGAGAAAGGCUCUCUUGUUGAACAGAACACAAAUAGAUUUAGUUAAAAAUCACACCACACCAGGUUAUAGUCCAACAGGUUUGUUUGGAGGCACU
Chiloscyllium plagiosum (whitespotted bambooshark) is the source of this 2008-nucleotide messenger RNA. Lineage: Eukaryota; Metazoa; Chordata; Chondrichthyes; Orectolobiformes; Hemiscylliidae. The record is from RefSeq and is a predicted model, not a curated record.